Salvia hispanica is the source of this 899-nucleotide messenger RNA. RefSeq lists its product as uncharacterized. Gene Ontology annotation, biological process: regulation of DNA-templated transcription. NCBI's taxonomy places the organism in Eukaryota, Viridiplantae, Streptophyta, Magnoliopsida, Lamiales, Lamiaceae. The record is from RefSeq and is a predicted model, not a curated record. Gene Ontology annotation, molecular function: DNA binding; DNA-binding transcription factor activity.
UAUAAAUAUCAUGAAUCAAGCCUAUUCCACAUCAAACCAACUUCACUCAAACACCACCCCAAAAUAGAAACUAAAAAAACACACUUAUAAUGAAAAUGGUGAAGAAGGAAUCCAAGAUUCCGUCGUCGUCGUCGUCGAAGAAGAGAUUCAAGGGUGUGAGAAUGAGGACAUGGGGAUCAUGGGUGUCGGAAAUCAGAGCUCCGAAUCAGAAAACAAGAAUCUGGCUGGGCUCAUAUUCGACGGCGGAGGCCGCCGCCAGAGCCUACGACGCCGCCCUCCUGUGCCUCAAGGGCCCAAAGGCCAAUCUCAAUUUCCCCAAAUCAAUCCAAACCCUCAGCAUUCCCGACGAUCAAACCGCCCCCAUGUCGCCCAAAUCCAUCCAAAAAAUCGCUGCCGCCGCAGCCCUUCUAGAAGCUUCCGAAGAAACGAAUCCGCCUUCGCCGGAUUCUUCUUCUUCUUCGUCGUCGUCAUCAUCAUCGUCGUUGUCGCCGUCGAUUUCUUCGUCUUCGAUUGAUGAUGAUUUGAUUCUAUUGGCUGCUGCUGAUUGUGACGGCUGCGGCGGCGGCGGUGGUGGUGAAGGGGAGAUGGCGUGGUACAACUUUGAAUCCCCCAAGUACUACGAGAUGAUAGAUGGGGUAUUUUUUGAUUCGAGUAUGGUGACUGGGUCUGGGAGUGAUUACGGUUGUGUUGAGGAAGAAGAAGAUAUUAGAUUAUGGAGCUUUUGAUUGAUUGAUUGAAGAAGAGGAAUUUGGACGAUUUUUUUAUUUGUUUGAUGAUCUUCACAUUAUUUCUUGGAGACAUUGCUGACAGCCACGGGAUUUUUUGUUCUAUUUUAGUAUGAAUAAGUUUAUUGUGAAAUUCCAAGGAUUUUACAAUGAAAUUCUCUUUUGGUGAUUUAA